AUGACAAAAGAGCAUCAGGAAAAUCUGGACAAUGCAAAUAAAACGGUCUCUGAUUCGAAUGCUAUAUGCAGAGAGGCGACUAAAAAGGUCAGAAAACUCAUCUAUGAAGCUCAAACCUUUAUGAAAAGCUUACAAACUUUUGCUGAGUCAAGUACCUCUAAGGCGAAUGAGGCGAUCGUGGCUCUUCACACCUCACUACAAAAAGAAAAAGAAGUGCUUGUGCAGGUUCGCACUGAUCUGCAAAAGGAUUACAUUGAGUUUCUGACAUCAAUCUCUUCAGAAAUUGAUAAGCUUCAUGAAGAUAUGGAACUUGAAAGAAGAAUCAUGUACGAACUUUCUACCAAAAUAACAAAAGUCCAAGUUCAAGCUGCCAAACUCGCCCAAGCAAACAAAGAGAUUAAAGAGAUUCAUUUUGAACGAGCUGUUAUUAUGAGUUGUGUUGGAGAUGUUAAUGCUUUUCUCUCCAGUCUUCUUUAUACUCAAGAUCCCAUACUUCCAAUCUCCAUUCGAAGGCAUUUGGCUAGAAAUUUUCUUCCUGCUCUUGCCAUGCUUAAUCGAAUAGAAGGUGUUUUUUAG
Lactuca saligna is the source of this 576-nucleotide messenger RNA. Lineage: Eukaryota; Viridiplantae; Streptophyta; Magnoliopsida; Asterales; Asteraceae. The record is from the annotation of a GenBank genome assembly.